This is a messenger RNA of Oppiella nova, 345 nucleotides long. The record is from the annotation of a GenBank genome assembly. Lineage: Eukaryota; Metazoa; Arthropoda; Arachnida; Sarcoptiformes; Oppiidae.
GCCGCCUACUUAUUACGUGACUUCCGGUGGAUUCAAUUGGCGGUAACACUGCCUGAAUUUGCGCUACUCUUAUGGUGGUGUUCCCUACCGGAGUCGCCCCGAUGGCAGCUAACACACGGCAAGUUCGCGGAGGCCGAGCGGGCUAUUCGUCGGGCGGCGGAGGUUAACGGGAAGUCUACCGCCGACAUCGACCACAAGUUACGUAAACUCAUGGAUAAAGCACUCGCCGAUAAGGAACAGGAUGUGACCAAUAAACGUGCCAAUCUGUUUGAUUUGUGUAAGACCAGGGUUAUGAUCAAGAAUACGGCCAUACUCUACUUUUCGUGGUAUGUAUUUGUUUUGUAC